Cynocephalus volans (Philippine flying lemur) is the source of this 1848-nucleotide messenger RNA. RefSeq names its product trifunctional nucleotide phosphoesterase protein YfkN-like. Gene Ontology annotation, molecular function: hydrolase activity. The record is from RefSeq and is a predicted model, not a curated record. NCBI's taxonomy places the organism in Eukaryota, Metazoa, Chordata, Mammalia, Dermoptera, Cynocephalidae. Gene Ontology annotation, biological process: nucleotide catabolic process.
AUGGGUGGAGCCGCGCACGCAGGCCGCGGGCAGGAGGCGCAGGGAGAGCCGGGAGCUGCGCGCAGGCCGCGGCGCGCCGUGCUCGCGUGGCCGCCGCCCCAGCCCUCCCGCGCGCCGGGCCACCACGGCCGAGACAGCCUGUUCCUUCCCCGGAAAAUGGAGGCCGCAGAGGCACUGUCCCAACCCUCAAAGCGGGAGCCAGAGCCCUCUCCGAUAACCUGGGAGGACAGAUCAACAGACAUCGGUCCGUACGACUUGACCAUCCUUCAUUUCAACGAUGUUUACGACGUGUACCCGAAGCUUGAGGAGCCCCUAGGAGGCGCUGCUAGAUUUGCAGCAGCUGUGAAAAACUACAGUUUCCUGAAUCCACUUUUGAUUUUUAGUGAUGACUGCUUAAAUCCUUCAGUUUUAAGUACAAUAACAAAAGGAAAGCAUAUGAUUCCUAUAUUAAAUGAAUUGGGAGUACAUUUUGUAGUUUUUGGAAACCAUGAGUUUGCUUUUGGUGUGGAUAUUUUGGAGGAAUACACGAAACAAAUGCACUUUAUGUGGUUUCUCAGUAAUGUCUAUGACACAUUUACUUUUGAACCUCGUGCACAUGGUGCAGUAAAAAAAAUAGUUAAUUGGAACAAUGUAAAAAUUGGCUUAAUGGGAUUAGUUGAAGAAGAUUGGCUAGAUACUUUGGCUACAGUUAAUAAGUCAAAUGUAAACUAUAAAGAUUAUGUUGAAGUUGUUAAUGAAAUAGCAGGAGAACUUAAAAAAGAAGGAGUAGAUCUUGUUAUUGCAGUAACUCAUAUGAAAUGAAAUGAUACUAGGCUUGCCCAAGGAGCAGAAGGGAUCAAUUUGAUUCUUGGAGGCCAUGACCAUGAUUAUGGAGUUAGGAAGGUGAAUGAAACUUGGAUUGUCAAAAGUGGAUCUGAUCUUAAAAACUUGACAAAAAUAAAUUUAGUCUUUGGUGCAUCUCUCCAAUGUGUGUUUGAGUAAGUGGACAUUUUGAAUUAUUUGGAAGAAGAUUCAUAUAUUAAAGCAGUAGUAAAAGAUUUUACUCAAAACACACAGAUAUCAUUGACAAUGCUAAAAAGGCCUGCAGAUACCCCUGUGGGUAACAGUGAUAAGAAAAAGAGGAAGCAUUUAUGCUUAUCUGCAUCACAGAAAGUCAAGGUGUUAGAGAGACUGGAUAGCAGGAGUCUGUCAGUAAGCUGGAAGAAGUGGAUAUUGAAGUUUCUUCAUAUUGAUAGUGAGGUUCCAGUUCAUUCACUGACUGAUAGUGAAAUAGAUGAAAUGGUCACGAAUCAAGGUGAUUAUGAAUUAUCCAAGAAUAUAUUUUUAAAUUUCAGAUUUCCUCAAGUUGCUGGAAUAGAAUUUGGAUUUGAUCCAGAUGCAGAACCAGGACAACGAAUCAUAAGAGAUACUGUAAAAGUUCAAGGACAAUACUUAUGGAAAAAAAAUUACUUUCUUGCUAUUAAAGAGUACAUUGCAAAUGGGAAAGAUGGUUACAUUAUGCUUAGAAGUUGUCCUCGAAUGGUUGACACAGAAACUGCACAAGUACUUUCUACAGUACUCAUGAAUCACUUUGAAUCAAUAAAAAUUUUGCAUGGAAGGAAGAAGUGCCUUUCAGGCCAUCGGAUGAGUUUAAUUACUAUUACAAACAAAUCACCAUCACUAACAGCUUUUGAGGAAGAGUCAGUUAAACCAUCAGCAGUAAUUGCAGUACCUGGCAUAGAAGGUCGGAUUUGCCGUAUUUCUCAGGACAUGAAAGAACAUUUGCACCAACUUAGAACUGCAAGAAAACAAGGAUUAAGUUUUCCCACCAUUAGUGAUAAUGCAUCUGCACAUUCUGAUUCUGAUUGA